This is a messenger RNA of Lepus europaeus (European hare), 3098 nucleotides long. RefSeq names its product centrosomal protein 43 (gene CEP43). Bases 46 to 1245 code for a protein of 399 amino acids. Gene Ontology annotation, molecular function: protein binding. Gene Ontology annotation, cellular component: centrosome. Gene Ontology annotation, biological process: microtubule anchoring. Lineage: Eukaryota; Metazoa; Chordata; Mammalia; Lagomorpha; Leporidae. The record is from RefSeq and is a predicted model, not a curated record. The transcript has 13 exons.
GCCGUUGGCCGUCGCGCGGCUUCGCGGUUGUCUUGGAGAAGCAAGAUGGCGGCGACGGCGGCCGCGGUGGUGGCCGAGGAGGACACGGAGCUGCGGGACCUGCUGGUGCAGACGCUGGAGAACAGCGGGGUCCUGAACCGCAUCAAGGCCGAGCUGCGGGCAGCCGUGUUUUUGGCGCUGGAGGAGCAGGAGAAAGUCGAGAACAAAACUCCUUUAGUCAAUGAGAGCCUGAGGAAGUUCUUAAAUACAAAAGAUGGCCGUUUAGUGGCUAGUCUUGUUGCAGAAUUUCUUCAGUUUUUCAACCUUGACUUUACCUUGGCCGUUUUUCAACCUGAAACUAGCACGUUUCAGGGUCUAGAAGGUCGAGAGGAUUUAGCCCGAGACUUGGGAAUCAUUGAAGCUGAAGGCACUGUGGGCGGGCCCUUGUUACUGGAGGUGAUUCGCCGCUGCCAGCAGAAGGGGAAAGGGCCCGCCAGCGCAGAGGGUGCGCCAGAUCUGUCUGAUACACGUUCUCCACCAAAGUCGCCAGAAGCAAAAACCAGUUCACAGACCACCCCCAGUAAGAUACCAAGGUAUAAAGGACAAGGUAAGAAGAAGACAAGCGGGCAGAAGGCUGGUGACAAGAAGGCCAGCGGCGAGGCCAGUCAGAGCGACACGAGCGCCUCCUCGUCGGAGCUGAGGAGCAGGAGCAGUCCUCACCUGCUGCCCCAGGAAGCCAAAGCCGGGUCUCUCUCGAGCCCCGGAACCUCAGACGGCGCAGACAGAGCCGGCCUCUGUGCAGAUGAAGACGACCCGGAAGGGGACUCUUUCUUUGACGACCCUAUUCCUAAACCCGAGAAAACGUACGGCUGGAGAAGUGAAGCUAGGAGGCAAGUGGGCAGCCUGGCCCCCCUCUCAGACGCGCCCCCCGUGCGGAGUGGACUCAGCUCACUGGAGGGAGCCCCCUCCUUGAAAGACUCUGAGAGCAAGAGAGGAAGCACGGUGUUGAAGGAUCUGAAGCUAGUCAACGAUAAAAUGGGGUCCCUGGGAUUAGGCACUGGAGAAGAUGAUGACUAUGGUGAUGACUUUAAUAGUACCAGCCAUCGCUCAGAAAGAAGCGAGCUAAGUAUCGGUGAAGAGAUCGAAGAAGACCUCUCUGUGGAAAUUGAGGACAUCAACACCAGCGAUAAACUUGAGGACCUCACGCAGGACCUGACUGUGUCCCAGCUGAGUGACGUGGCGGACUACCUGGAAGACGUGGCGUAGCCUCGAGGAAGAAAGGCCCUGACCAGAGGCCUGGACGCCCCGCGGCAGGGUCUGCCCCGUGUGCCUUCGUUCAGAGACUGCAGAUAUUUUUGAAGUUAACUUUUCAGUUUACUAAACAAAAUACUUCCUACGUGAGCGCAUGUGUGGAAGGUUUCAUACUCUUAAUUUGGCUUAGCCGUACAUGUGUCUGGACAUCGAGCAGGAAGGACAACCCUGAGGCCAGCAGUGUUGUGACCACCACAAGGCAGGUCCGUGAGCCGCAGGUGUACACAGCUCAGAGUGAGUGCGGGCACAGCUGGCCCCAGGAGGCGGCUCUUACCAGCUGCCCGCGGAGUGUUUUGAUGGUAGGGGCUCUGCACGUGGUUGGCAGAAUACUGGGUGAAUUUGUAACACGGAAGCAUAUCGAUGUCAGUUAAACUUGCUGUGUCGACUUCAUUCUGUGUUUCCUUCCAUUUGGGAGGUCUGUUAGACCAUUAAGGUUAUAUUAAAGUACUCUUGUGUGUGUUUGCUUGUUUUAAAGAGACAGAACUGUCAACAAUAGCAUUCGUAGUCGCUGUCCUCCUGUGGUCCCUGUCAGCAUCGUUAGUGACGGGUUAGAAUCUGUUGUCUGUAAGAUACCUUGACAUUCAGUACCAAAAUGCAUCUGAAACCAAUGAGCGGUGCUUUUAUUUCAGAUCUGUAAGUUGAUUACAUUAAGAUCCAAAUUGGAAUGGAAUAGUAGUAAUGGCCUAAGACCAUAUUCAGUUUGACCGUUUGAUUCACUGUACAGAGCUCAUCGCAGCCUUUAGAAGUGGCGGUGGGACAGACUUCCCAGCAGCCUGCGCGCCUGUGAUGCAGCCGCACAUGGGAAAGCAGGUGGAGUGACGCACGUGUACUCACGUAGAUAAGGAAGGUGCGACCGUGUCACACUUUAUAUUUUUUAAUUUCAAGUAAAUUAUGGGUUUUUAUUAAAAGUUACUUUUUUAAGUAAAAGGAGCAAAUUAGGUGUAAUUCUUUGGUCUCAGUGAGCAGACUUUGUGGCUGCACGAUGCCUGUUCUCUUGUUAGCCUAAACAUUGCAGGGACAUUUGUUGGGCCCUAAAAUGUAGGGGGAAUAAAAAUGUGAGGGCGAAGGCUGUCCCGCCUCAGGGUCUGGUUGUGCCGUGGCGGUGAAGCCGAGCUGUGAAGGCUGUCCCGCGUCAGCGUCUGGUUGUGCUGUGGUGAAGCCGAGCCAUGAAGGCUGUCCCGCGUCAGCGCCUGGUUGUGCCGUGGUGAAGCGAGCUGUAGCUGUCGAGAGGAAGGAGCACAGAGCGUGGUGGUCAGAUGCUCCUGGCUGCGUCGCCUGUCACUUGUGCACGGACAGCACUGGGUGCAUCCUCUCGUCCACGGUCGCUUUCUGAGAGCGCUCUGUUCUGUCCUGGCCCCUAUGGUCUGGGUCAGUGGCGUGAUUUAUUUUUGUUUAUGGUGCUAGAUGUUAGUGGAUUGGUUGUAUAGCAUAGCAGGAUAUGGCCUUUAAUUUUGGGGACCUGGGGAGAGCAGCGUGUGGAAUUCGUCAUUCUUGUACUGCGCCACCUACUGCUGCUCCCUGGGCGGGGCAGGACAGCAGCUGCAAGCGUCCUGUUGAAUCGUGAACGACCUGGAGUCAACGUGGAAAAGUUACUCCAGCCGCACUCUGAUGGUCUGUCAGACUGGGGGGAGGUGACAGUGUUCCAUGUCAUUACUGUUCUCUUUUGUUAGAAACCAAACACUGAAACAGUCACCCCCAAAAUGCAUUUUAUGGUGACCUGUAUCACAGUGAGUUUGGAAAAUGCCAGGUCUUUGAUUUUACUGAUAACUGCAAAUGAAUAAAAAGUAUUUCCUUGUUCCUGUUCUGUA